GUAUGACGUGGGAAGAAGACAGAUAGUCUACGUGAUGCUGCCUGAGCAUGCUGAACAACUGCACCGGGCUGAGAACCUGUAUCCCUGCCGCAUGCACCUGGAGCCCUGGAUGGCCUACAGAGAGGACCGAAGGCAGAAGCCUGGCGUGUUCUUGCUGAAUGGGCCUGAAUGGCGCUAUAACCGACUGCAGCUGAACCCCAAAGUACUGUCCCCAAAGGCUGUGCAGAAGUUUCUCCCAAUGGUAGACAUAGUUGCAAGAGACUUUUCAGAGACUCUGAAAAAGAAGGUGCUACAGAACACGGCCUUUCCCUUGAUGAUGACGCUCUUUGAGUUGGCCAGGAACCCCUCGGUGCAGCAGGCCCUGAGGCAGGAGAGCCUGGCUGCUGAGCCCAGCAUCUCUGCGGAUCCCCAGAGGGUCACUACAGAAGUGCCCCUGCUGCGGGCAGCUCUCAAGGAGACCCUGAGGCUGUACCCUGUCGGUGCUUUUCUGGAGAGGAUACUGAGCUCAGACUUGGUGCUUAACAACUACCUCAUUCCAGCUGGGACCUUGGUCCACUUGUGUCUGUACUCGAUGGGCCGAAAUCCUGCGGUGUUCCUGAGUCCAGAGCAAUAUAACCCUGAACGCUGGCUGGACAGCAGGCAGAGCUUCCGCCACCUGGCUUUUGGCUUUGGGGUGCGCCAGUGUCUGGGGAGGCGGCUGGCAGAGGUGGAGAUGCUGCUGUUUCUGCAUCAUGUUCUGAAAUCAUUCCACGUGGAGACACCGCACAGAGAGGAUGUGAGCUUGUCCUAUCGCUUUGUUCUGAUGCCCACCUCCUUGCCUCUCCUCACUUUCC
Octodon degus (degu) is the source of this 833-nucleotide messenger RNA. RefSeq names its product cytochrome P450 11B2, mitochondrial-like. The record is from RefSeq and is a predicted model, not a curated record. The annotation marks the transcript as partial. NCBI's taxonomy places the organism in Eukaryota, Metazoa, Chordata, Mammalia, Rodentia, Octodontidae. Gene Ontology annotation, cellular component: mitochondrial inner membrane. Gene Ontology annotation, molecular function: corticosterone 18-monooxygenase activity; iron ion binding; steroid 11-beta-monooxygenase activity. The transcript is spliced from 6 exons. Gene Ontology annotation, biological process: cholesterol metabolic process; aldosterone biosynthetic process; cellular response to peptide hormone stimulus.